This is a messenger RNA of Labrus mixtus (cuckoo wrasse), 1664 nucleotides long. RefSeq names its product solute carrier family 38 member 8a (gene slc38a8a). NCBI's taxonomy places the organism in Eukaryota, Metazoa, Chordata, Actinopteri, Labriformes, Labridae. Gene Ontology annotation, molecular function: amino acid transmembrane transporter activity. Gene Ontology annotation, biological process: amino acid transmembrane transport. The record is from RefSeq and is a predicted model, not a curated record. Bases 30 to 1367 code for a protein of 445 amino acids. The transcript has 10 exons.
CCAGUCGCGAGGUUCCCGCAGGUUGAAGCAUGGAGGAGUUAGCCAGAGAGAGCAUUAACCUGCUGGCUUCAGCCUCUUCAAAGCCCCCGCUGGAUGUAGUGGCCGGGCCUCGGCUCGGUUCUAUGGGAGCCAUUUUCAUCAUGCUGAAAUCUGCACUCGGAGCCGGACUUCUCAACUUCCCCUGGGCCUUCGCGAGAGCCGGGGGCAUCCGCAGCGCAGUCACCGUGGAACUGGUCUCUCUCGUGUUCCUGGUUAGUGGUCUGAUCAUCCUUGGUUACUCCUCGUCCAUCAGUGGCCAGUGCACGUACCAGGCGGUUGUGAAGGAGGUGUGUGGGCCAGCCAUUGGUCAGCUGUGUGAGAUCUGCUUCGUCUUCAACCUCUUCAUGAUCUCUGUGGCCUUUCUGGUUAUAGCAGAUGACCAGCUGGAGAAGUUGAGUGGCUCCCUGUACAAGCUGGUGACUGGCUUGCCGGAGUCAGAGAUGCCGUAUCACUUCUACACAGACCAGCGCUUCGCCCUAACGCUGCUCUGCAUCCUCCUCAUUCUGCCUAUGUCCAUCCCCAAAGAAAUCAGCAUUCAGAAAUACAUCAGUGUUCUGGGUACUCUGGCUGCGACCUACCUGACCAUUGCCAUCAUCAUCAAAUAUCACACCGCGCCUCAUGUUCUGAUUUAUGCGACCCCUCUUUACACCAGUGGGAUCAGCUCCUGGGCCUCCAUGUUUAGCGUCAUCCCCACCAUCUGCUUUGGUUUCCAAUGCCAUGAGGCGUCCAUUGCCAUCUACAGCAGCAUGGAGAACCAGCGGCUCUCUCAUUGGGUCUUCAUCUCUGUGGUCUCCAUGAUCUUCUGUCUUAUUAUCUACUCCCUCACAGGGGUUUAUGGGUACCUGACAUUUGGAAAGGAUGUGAAGGCUGACAUUCUAAUGUCAUACACCGGUGAUGACAUUCUGAUGCUCAUCGCGCGGCUGCUGUUCGGAGUCUCUAUCAUCACCAUCUAUCCCAUUAUCCUGCUGCUGGGCAGAUCUGUGAUCCAGGACCCUCUGCUAAGUUGGCGGCGGCGAUGUGGUAACGCGGCGACAGCGGAGUUUGAAAGCCGCAGCCGUUACGUGCUAACAGUCCUGUGGAUAACUGUGACGCUGCUCAUUGCCACGUGCAUACCAGACAUCAGCAAGGUCAUCAGCAUCAUGGGAGGCAUCAGCGCCAUCUUCAUCUUCAUCUUUCCAGGACUCUGCUUGAUAUUUGCAAUGCAGUCUGAGCUGGUCUCCUGGAAGACUAGAAUUAAAGAUUGUUUAUUGGGUAUUUUCUCCCAGGCUGGUGAGAGCAGUAAUUGUCAACAAAAUGAAAGACAGUCACACAAAGCUGAAAUGAAAUGAAUAAAGUAAACAUUCUUCCAAUUGAACUGCAUUUAAUGGAGUGUGGUGUUUGGCCCCGGGUGCCCACUGCUCCUAUUCAGGACAUCCCCAAAUUACAAGUUCUGUGUGUAAGGCUUUGCAAACACUGACAUCAGCAGAAAAAACACUGACAUCAGCAGGACAAAAAAAGCACUGUUUUCCUUUUUGUUUUAAAUGAAUGUACUGUACUGGACAUUGACCCUCAUCAGAUUUCAGCGAUGUGUUGUGUAUUGUGCCGGGCUUCUGAGGGAUCAGGAAAAGCUUGAACUUCUCUGCCAA